UUUGGGUGCUGGAGCCUCGAAAUCUGCUCAGUUUCCGGACACCCAUGGACGUGUUUUGGAUGCCUCAUCUCGCCAUCCUCGUGCUCCUCCACCAAACCAUGAGCGCCAGCGACCCCAAGGAGGUGAUCGGGGUCCUGGGCGGGUCUGUGACCUUCCACAUCCAAAGUGCACAUGGAAGGACAGCACUCUGGUUUUUUGGGAAUGAAGCCAUAGUGUCUGUGGCAUUUAAGAAUCCUCGCCAAGUCAUAUUUCAUAAAGACAAAUUCGAAACCCGUUUUGCCGUUUCUGAGAACGGCCUCGCGCUCACCAUCUCCCAGCUGAGGAUGGAGGAUGCCGGGACCUACUCUGUAACCAUUGGGGAUAAAAGAUCCACCUUCACCCUGCGGGUGUUCGAGGAGCUGGCAGAGCCCACGGUGACCUGCGAGGCCCAGAACUGCUCGGGCGGGAGCUGCAGCUCCUCCCUGCACUGCUCCGCGCCCGGCGCCGGCCUCGGGAACGUCUCCUACACCUGGAGGGUGGGGGAUCGCACGUGGGACGGGAGCUCCGUGGUGCUGCUGGUGAACGAAACAGCCCAGGAGGAGCCGGAGCCGCUGACGUGCACGGCCCAGAACCCCGUCAGCAGCAGGAACGUCACCAUCACCAACCCCGGGGUGCUCUGCGCAGGCGCCCUCUCCAGCAGCCAGGUCGGGCUCAGGAGCGGGUUCUUUGUCUUGGCCGGGAUUUUAGCUGCGGCGUUUUUGUUGAUUUUCUUCAUGCUCUUGUGGAAAUCCAAAGGCUGGGAGAAAUUCCGCCUCCCCCAGUUGAAGCCUGCGGACACAGGGGCCACAAACGACUACGCAACCGUGUACGCCGAGGUGGGGCCUUCCCAGCAGCCUCUUCCCCAGUGUGUCCCUGAUGGAGCCAAAGCCAAACCAGCGGAAGGGGGACCCCCCUCAACCAUUUAUUCCCUGGUCAAGCGUCCAGACCAGGUGGGUGGUGGGACAGCAGAAAAUGCCACCGUGACCGGCCUGGAGCUGGUCUAGAAGGACCCAGAACUGGUCUAAAGAACAAGAGACUGAUUUAAAGGACUGGAAAAGGUUAAAGAACAUGAAACUGGUUUAAAGAACAUGAAACUGGUUUAAAAGACAUGGAGCUGGUUUAAGAACAUGAAACAGGUUUAAAAACCCUGGAAGUAAUUUAAAGAUUUAUUUUAAUGAGUAUAGACCUGGUUUACAAGAAACAGAACUGAUUUAGAAUAAGCUGGAACUGGUUUAAAAACCCUGGAACUGGUUUAAAAGACCUGGAGCUGGUUUAAUAACAUGAAACAGGUUUAAAAAACCUGGAAGUGGUUUAAAGAUUUAUUUUAGUCAGUAUAGACCUGGUUUACAAGAAACAGAACCGAUUUAGAAUAAGCUGGAACUGGUUUAAAAGAUCUGGAACUGGUUUAAAAGAUCUGGAACUGGUUUAAAGGACCUGGAAGUGGUUUAAAGGAUCUGGAAGUGGUUUAAAGGAUCUGGAACUGGUUUAAAGGACCUGGAGCUGGUUUCCAGUGGUCUCCAGUCCCUGGUCAGAGAGGACCCCACAAGGCGGCCCCAGAACAGCUCCAACAUCGCCGAUGCCGCUCCAGAGCUGGACCUCAUGGAUCUCCCCCUCCUGGAAUCUCCCCUUCCCCUUCCCCAUCCCUGCUGCCUCAGUUUCCCUCUCUUUGGGAUUUCAGGGAGGAUUUUGGGGACUUUCUCCAUGGUUUUGGCAGCUCUGUGGGAUUCAGGCUCCUUUUCCCACCCUCUCCCACUGGAAUUCAGCACCAAAACUCUGCCAAAGCUGCCGGGACUCCCAGGCAGGCUGGAGGAGACUCUUCAAAGGGUUUUUCCAUGGGAUCCCAGAAUUCCUGAGGGUGGAAAAGCCCUCCAGGACCGUCAGUCCCAAUCCUGGUAACCUGGACCCACGUCCUGGAGGUUCUUUGGAGACCUCCAGGGAUGGCUCUAAACCAGCGUCUUAUUUUGCACAGAAAACCCAUUUGUUAAAACAGCUAGCUCAGGGAACCUUUGCGAAUUACUGUUUUUCAAAUGGCUAAUUGUAUAAAUAAAAAGUUGCUUUUUGGUAAUUUCA
Messenger RNA from Agelaius phoeniceus (red-winged blackbird), 2088 nucleotides. Lineage: Eukaryota; Metazoa; Chordata; Aves; Passeriformes; Icteridae. The record is from RefSeq and is a predicted model, not a curated record.